ACUGAGCGGCGGCGCGUUGCGCGGGAGCCGGGCCCGGCCCGGGCGGCGGUAACCACGGCAACGCGGCCUAGGGACAGCGGCAUCGUCCAGACCACCGGCCCGGUUAGCGUCAACACCAUGACUUCCCUGCUGGAGGAUCCAUCGUUGGAACAGCAUUUUAAAGGCCAUCGUGACACUAUCACAAGUAUUGACUUUAAUGCUAACAUGAAGCAAUUGGCAACAGGAUCUAUGGAUUCAUGUGUCAUGAUCUGGAAUUUGAAACCACAGAUGAGAGCUUAUCGAUUUGUUGGUCACAAAGAUGCAGUUCUUUCAAUCCAGUUCUCUCCCUCUGGUCAUUUACUGGCUUCUGCUUCACGAGAUAAAACAGUCCGCCUCUGGGUUCCCAGUGUGAAAGGCGAGUCAACAGUAUUAAAAGCUCAUACAGGGACCAUACGAAGUGUUCAGUUCUCCAGAGAUGGACAAUUGCUAGUUACUGCUUCUGAUGACAAAACGAUUAAAGUUUGGACGGUUCAUCGUCAGAAGUUUCUUUUUUCUCUGAGCCAGCAUAUAAAUUGGGUCCGUUGUGCCAAGUUUUCUCCUGAUGGGCGACUCAUUGUUUCUGCCAGUGAUGAUAAAACUAUUAAAAUUUGGGACAAAGCAACUAGGGAAUGUAUAUAUUCAUUUUAUGAACAUGGAGGAUUUGUUAACUAUGUAGAUUUCCAUCCCAAUGGAACCUGUAUCGCAGCAGCAGGAACAGACAAUACUGUAAAACUUUGGGAUAUUCGUAUGAAUAAGCUUCUUCAACAUUAUCGAGUGCAUAGUGCUGUGGUAAACUGCCUCUCAUUUCAUCCAACUGGAAAUUAUCUCGUCACUGCAUCCAAUGAUUCAACGUUAAAGAUACUUGAUUUGUUGGAGGGAAAGUUGCUCUACACUCUCCAUGGUCAUCAGGGUCCUGCUACUUGUGUCAUUUUUUCCACUGCCGGGGACUUCUUUGCUUCGGGAGGUUCAGAUGAACAGGUUAUGGUAUGGAAGACCAAUUUCGAUGCUGCAAAUUAUGAGGAGAAAUUGAAAAAUCAAUCUCAACCUGUUAAUUGUGUGCUGAAGGACUUGGAGAUUUCUUCUCAGUUACCAGAAUGUGCUUCAAAGAAGCAUGCUGCAGAGCAGCUUUUGAAGACAGAUUUUUCAGAUGCUGUGUCAAACUUUCCAAGUCAACAAAAGAAAUAUUCAAGCAAUAUUCUGGCAUCUAAGUCAGAACCAGCUCUUCCCUUCAACCAGUCUCAUCAAGAAGAGAGUGGCAUUCCCUCCGCCCUUGCAAGUACUCUGGAGCAUAUAGUAGGUCAGCUGGAUGUCCUUACUCAGACAGUGACGAUUCUUGAACAGCGACUUACAUUAACAGAAGACAAACUCCGUGAAUGUCUUGACAAUCAGCAGAAGUCAUGAUUAAAGUCAGGUGAUUGAAAGCAGAUGAAAGAAACAAGUAAAUUGACAGACUAAGCACCUUAACUAGCAGGCAUGCUUAAUGUGUAGAAAUCCACCGAUCACCAAUCCAAGUUUUGUAAAUGAUUCAUUCUUCCCUAAUAUUGUCUGAUAACAAUUGUAAUGGAAUUUUAGGUUGUAAUAUAUAAAUAGCUUUUGUACUUUUGUUACUAUGCCCUCUAUGUGAGCCAGUAUUUUUUAUAAAAGAGUAAAUAGUUUGUUUCACUUCAAAAUAGAUCCAUAUACACACGGAUCUCAUAUGUUUAAAUAAACUUUUGAUUUUGAGGAA
Amblyraja radiata (thorny skate) is the source of this 1744-nucleotide messenger RNA. It is a transcript of the gene poc1a, whose product is annotated as POC1 centriolar protein A. Gene Ontology annotation, cellular component: ciliary basal body; centriole. The transcript is spliced from 11 exons. The record is from RefSeq and is a predicted model, not a curated record. Gene Ontology annotation, molecular function: protein binding. NCBI's taxonomy places the organism in Eukaryota, Metazoa, Chordata, Chondrichthyes, Rajiformes, Rajidae. Gene Ontology annotation, biological process: cilium assembly. The coding region runs from base 118 to 1419 and encodes 433 amino acids.